CCUACUGCUGUGUAUUCCUCCUUGAGGGACCGUGGUGCGAGUGUCCCUCCGUUCCUGCCCCACCGAGGGCAGCGGCGCUCGCAGAUGGGGCGGGAACUCAGCCUGGUGAGGCAGGCAGAAGUGUCCAAACCUAACGAAAUACCUAAGGAGAUGCAGUGGAAAGCAAAACGCCAAAUAUAUCCGGGAUUGUUGUGGCAGUUGCCCGCUAAAGGGUGCCUGUGUAGGGUCAUGUAAUUUCUUCCUUAAGGGUUACCACUCACAUUUGAACAUUGAUGUGGAUUCGAAGUCAGUUUUGUACUUGGAGUAAAGUUAAAUCUUAACUAUAAAGCAGAGCCAGAAUUGCUUUCACCCUUGUAAGUGGUACCACACAGAAUGGUGGAGUUCAGAAGUGUACUCCAAGAUGGUUCUGGGUUUCCUUGAAGUGAGCUCUGAGUUAUCUGGCCCAUAAAAACACUUUCUACUGAUAGUGGGGAAAAGAGCUGGCCGGCCUCCCUGCAUUGACCAGGCUUUUACCUCACUCUUCUGGUCACAUCUUCGAUCUGAGAAUUAUCCAAACAUGCUGGUUACUCACUUUUUCACUUAGGACUUAUAAGUGAUGCAAAGUAUUGAGAUGAAUAAAUAUUCUUUGGAAGGUAUUUAUAGCUUGAUUGAGUAAGAGUUUGCCAAUGUUAUAAGCAAAAAAGGUUGUUUAAUUUGUGUCUGUUCUUUUUUUCCUGUAGGCAAAAAGAGUAUUAGAAAAGUAUUUGGGUUCAUUGCUGACUCAAUGAAGAAAUCAUAUAAGCCUAAAAUGUUAUUAGGAAUCCUUAGUGUGUUAGGCCUUUAAGACAUAGAUACAUGGAUAUGAAGAAUGACAUAGAUAUGAAGAAUGACAUAGAUAUGAAGAAUGAAUUGAACUGAGUAGCCAGAGAUAUUAGAGCUUCCCUUUAAGGGAAAUUUAAAGGGAAAUGAGAGAAUUCUACUGGAACAUUUUAGACUUAAACUAGAAAAAAAAUUAAAUGGUUUCCAUAGUACGAAAGUGUACUUUAAGAAGUUUGAAUGGGGUUUACAGCACCAUCUCCCUUGCAGUUACUUGCCUGAAGUCCCCUCACAUGGAUACUUGAAUGUUGGAGUACCUGCUUCUCUGCAGUGAAAAAGGCUCUUGAGUCUCUGAAUGCCAGAAAGGCUCAUCUUUCCUUUGUAUAUCUGGGUGGGGGGCGGGACACUCCUUACUGUGCAGUUUUUAGAUCUGUGUGGCUGAUCGUAUGUGGGCACCUGAGAGAUCUGUCUCAUUCACGCUUCAUUCACGCGGGAUGUAGGACUGUUGCCCUCAUGCUCAACGGCUAUUCCACAGUCCCCUGCUAGCUCCACACCCUCCACACCUUUCAGCUUUAUUGGCCAAACUUUCACUCAGAGGUCAAGUGAAGUCAAGAAGAAGUCCAAAGAAGUUUUUGUCUGGGAUUUAAGGAGGAGGCUCCAUAGCAGUAAAGUUAGAAAUCUGAAACAAUGGGUGACUGGAGCUUUCUGGGGAGACUAUUAGAGAAUGCGCAGGAGCACUCCACGGUUAUUGGCAAGGUUUGGCUGACAGUACUGUUUAUCUUCAGGAUACUGGUGCUGGGGGCUGCUGCUGAGGAGGUCUGGGGAGACGAGCAGUCAGACUUUACAUGCAACACUCAGCAACCUGGUUGUGAAAAUGUUUGCUAUGACAAAGCCUUCCCCAUUUCUCACAUCCGCUUCUGGGUCCUGCAGAUCAUUUUUGUCUCCACUCCAACCCUCAUUUACCUGGGCCAUGUCCUGCACAUUGUACGCAUGGAGGAGAAGAGGAAAGAGAAAGAAGAGCUGAAAAAGAAGGGAAGCGGCAAAGAUGGCAACUACGCAGUAGCAGCAGCAGCAUCUGGCAGUGGUGGUGGAGGAGGCAACAAUAACAUCAAGGAUCCUAUUAGCAAAAGGGGGAAGGAGAAGCUCCCAAUCCGUGAUGAGCGUGGUAGAAUCCGUAUGGGGGGUGCCUUGCUCCGUACCUAUGUCUUCAACAUCGUAUUCAAGACACUGUUCGAGGUGGGCUUCAUUGUGGGCCAGUACUUCCUGUAUGGCUUUGAGCUAAAACCAGUCUACCAGUGCAGCCGCUCACCUUGUCCACACACUGUCGACUGCUUCAUCUCAAGGCCCACUGAGAAGACCAUCUUCAUAAUCUUCAUGUUGGUGGUGGCCUCAGUCUCCCUGCUGCUGAACAUGCUUGAGAUAUAUCACUUGGGGUGGAAAAAGCUUAAGCAGGGCAUGACAAGCCAGUACAUCCUUGAGAUGCCUGUUGCAACAAUGACACCAGUUAUGGUAACAGGGGAGUCCAAACCUGUUUCCCUGCCACCACCAGCACCACCUGUGGUGGUAACAACUGCCGCACCACCCCCUGUUCUGCCUGACACCCGCGCUGUCACACCACUGCUGGCCCCAGUCACCAUGGCAUCAUACUAUGCUACAGCUGCUCCGAGACCACGGCCCCCCUCCAACACAACCUCCAUGGCAAGCUACCCUGUUGCUCCACCAGUUCCUGAGGAGAGACACCGUGCUGUGACUCCCACGCCCAUCUCUACUCCUGUCACCAUCCCAACCCCCAUUCCCACACCCACCCCAGCCGUCAUCAGCUACUUCAACAGCAGCAGCCGUGCCCUGACAUCCGAGCAGAACUGGGUCAACAUGGCAGCGGAGCAGCAGGGGAAGGUUUCCUCCAGCUCAGCGGGCUCUUCUACCCCGAGCAGUGUCCGGCAUCACCUUCCCGAGCAGGAAGAGCCACUGGAGCAGCUACUCCCACCCCCAGCCGUGCUGCCCGUAGCUGCAGCCAACAGUGGCAGCAGCACCAGCCUGAGCGGGACGAGCGGCAGCAAGUGGGAUGUGGAGGGCGAGGAGGAGCUGUCAGGGGCACGGCCCGUGUCGGCCGCCUGCACCACUGUGGAGAUGCACGAGCCACCGCUGCUCGUAGACACGCGGCGCCUGAGCAGGGCCAGUGAAGCUCGGGGGGAGAAAUGUAAGUCUAUUGCAACCCCUAAGAGAAGUCUGAGAGAGCAGCCUCUGCAUCCGAGCAGUACUGGUCUAAGAAAGCAAAGCUAUAACUCUGCGCUUUUAAGAUCAGCUUAAGUUCCAUCACAUAACUAUGCAGCGUCAAGCCUCUUCAUUACCUACAGUUUCAUUUGGAGUCCAGUAACUGUUUCUUCAUUUAAGCCCAGGUAACUGUUUUGGCAGAACUCCUCCUUAGUGCUUACAACUGCUUUUAGUUGCUGCGUCACAUCUGGGUUCAGAUUUGUUGAAAGAAAAAUCUUAUUGGUGUGGCAAAUUUUGAGCGCUCUAAUCUUUACUCAUGAAUGAACACUGCAUUCAACGUCCUAUGAGUCAAGUAUAACUAUGGAGAAUUCCUCCUUCUAGAAAGUAUGUACAAACACUCACUAACUUACAGAAUAGACUGUCGUUAAAAACUAUCUGAUAGUUUCCAAGUCAUUUACUCUUUUACAUCAAUUAAUUACAGAGUCUCAUGGGAACUGGUAGAAAGUGAUAUUUUGAUUUAGCCCGGUCAUACGACUGUUCAAUCCAAAAUCCGGAAAGACCUUAGAUGCACAGCUAAGAUGAAACCUUUAGGUAAGUUAUUGCAAAAGCAGAAGUCAGAACAGAAUCAUGCCUGAUAUUAAGCAAACUGAAAAAAAACCCACUCAUUUUUGCUCUUUGAGUAGAAUAAUUGUGGGGAAACUUAUUCUCUCUCUUACUUGAAGUUAAAAAAUAUACUGAGGUGAAGUAUGGAAAGAAAACUGAAAGAAAAUACUCUUUGAACAAGUUACCAGGUGUAGUAUAUUUGUCAUACAUCAAGGCACUCAGAGCUAAUAAAUGUCUGACAUUUUUCAGCUCUUGAGAUUAUUUUCUGAUACGAAUACAUAAGUGUAGGAUCAGUGAAAUAAUUAAAGCAAGCUUUAAAAACCAGAUCAGUACUUAGGUCCUUUUUUGGUUAGUCAUGGGACCACCUCCUCAGCUGCUACAAACUGUUGUAUUCCACUGAGUUCAUGUGGGUGACAGCAGUCUGCAAAAGCAGAGCAUUGAGCCCCCAGGUCUUUUUGUUUAAUACAGACACUAACACCAUGGAUUUGAACAGGCUGGGUUUUUUUCUUUAAUUCCAUGUUUUACUUUGAUUUUUCUUGUGAAAAGUGUGCUCCUGUAAUUUUGAUUUUUCUGAAGUUUACAUUCAGUUUUUGAUUUCAGAUUGCACAUUUGGAUGAAAUAAACUGCUUUCUAAGUUUACAUUUGUAUAAUAAGUAAAAGAAUGACUCUGCCAAUGUGUUAAACUUAAGAGAGAAAUGUCUUACUAUAACACAGGAACUCUUUAGACAUAAGGCAGUACCAUUAAAGACAGUUUAACCUGAUCAUUGAUCUAUAGUAUCAGCUUUCUCUUUAUAUUUGAAAUAUGGGAGUUGGAUAUAUAGGGAGCAAACUAUGGAAAAAGAUACUUUUCAUCAUGAACUCAAUUAUUACCAAAUAAAAUAAGGUUCAUUAUUGUUCAUAUGGCUUCCUGUGUGUUUAGAGGUUCAAUGACAAAAACUAGCUGUGACAUAGGUCCUUUAAGAGCUAAAUUUACAACCUGGCUUAAAAUUCCAAACAAAAUACUUGAGGAUAAACACUGCACUGUUACACUGUAGAAGAUUUUACAAAAAAUAAAUGUUUUGCUUUCUAUGCAAAAAUAUGGUUCUGAACCUGCAAAUACAAUUUCAUGCAAGUUAUUUUAACUUCUGCAAAUAAGACCAUUAAAGGUAAUGAGACUAUUUGCAUAAGCAAAAAAUACUGAUGUGAAAAAGAAAUUGUAGAUUUGCAUUUUAAGUUUGCUGUAGAUACCAAUGUAGUUCUAGAAGUUUCAGUUCUUGAAGAGUUAUGUGAGCAUAUUUUAAGGUGGAGAAUAUACUGCUAAUCCCAUUGCCACUGUUUCUCACAGUUAAUGGGUUGUAAAGCAUAAGAAGGCUUACUCAGAACUUUCUUGUCGCUUUCCAGAUGUUUACCUUUUACAUGACAGUAAACAUAACAAGUUUUCUGGGCUGUCAGGAACUUGUAGAACAAUAAAACCAGCAAACAGUUAAAAGUGCUGUCUUCAACAAAGUGCCUUGUAUAUUAAAUUCUGUAAGAAGCAAGUUGAUGUAAACGUUAAUUUACCUCAUAUGUUUACAAAAUUGUGACUAAAUAAAC
Messenger RNA from Lepidothrix coronata (blue-crowned manakin), 5184 nucleotides. It is a transcript of the gene GJA3, whose product is annotated as gap junction protein alpha 3. The transcript is spliced from 4 exons. The coding region runs from base 1483 to 3105 and encodes 540 amino acids. Gene Ontology annotation, biological process: cell communication. Gene Ontology annotation, cellular component: connexin complex. The record is from RefSeq and is a predicted model, not a curated record. NCBI's taxonomy places the organism in Eukaryota, Metazoa, Chordata, Aves, Passeriformes, Pipridae.